AUGUGUCCCUGCUGGCAAAACGACGAAUCCCGAAGUCGCUGUACAGAGAGAACGGUCCUUGAUCUCGAGCAAUAUCGUAUCAUGGUCGACGAUCUAAAAGAGCAUACGAACGGUCUUGAACGCGAAAAUCAGAAGUUGAAAGACGAAAUUGAAAUUCUCAAUCAAAAGUCCCAGAAUCUCAAAACUGAGAAUGAAAGACUUUCUAGCGAGGAAAAACGACUGAAUACGAGAAAUUACAAUUUGUGGAAAAAGCUUCGAGAAAAAGAUUCGGAAAUAAAGAGGCUUCAAACUGAGAAGGAAGAUUUGAUCGCUGCCAAUGAAGAACUAAGAACAUCGAAAACAGCUACAGAGGAAGUGCAGACUGCCUUGGCUGAAAUCAAGGAAGAUUUAGAUGAAACAAAAAUGGAGAAAAGCGAGAUUCAAGAAGAUUUGGACAUUGAAAGAAUCAGAAAUUCUGAUCUUCAAAGCGAAAUCGAAUAUUGCAGAAACGAAAUUCAAGAAGAAAAGGCGCAAUGCUUUAAAAAUACUCAGGCUUUGACGAUUGAUCUUGAGCGGACUGAAGACGAGAAAGAAGCAAUCGAAACACGAAUAGCAUUUUAUGAAAGAGAUCUUGAGAAACUCAAGUUCGAAAACGAAAACUGCUUUGGACGGGAGAAGAAUUCAUUGAUGGUUCUUUCUGGCUACGAGUCUCAAACAGAGUUUCUCAGCUACGUUCUUAAACCUGACGGAAGCGAGAAUCCUCGGACAAUCAAGAUCCCUUCGUCGAAUAAUCAAUUCCAUUACCUUUACGCUGCAAUCUCUGCUUUGAUCCGAGGAAAAGUCUAUAUUUUUGGUGAAGGAUGGGGCUAUGGACUCAGGAUAAGAAUGAUAAGUGGCUGUGAAAUCAAGGAGUUAGAUGUCAAACUCAACAAUCAAUAUACUUGGGGCUCUUCUGUAGUAACGGCGGCUGAUCAGCAAUCUGCGAUGAUUUGCUUUCCGGAUGAUGAUGAGUGGAAAAACUGCGAAGAAUUCGAUGGAAGUGCUGUUUCAAUAAAACAGUCGACGAAGUUCUCGCACAGAAGUUCAUGCUUGGCGCUUUACAAGGACCAACCAGUUGCAGUCAGCUCCGGACUUCCUGACGGCUACAAAAAAGUGGAGAAAUUCGGUGGCGUUUCUUGGACGGAAAUGGAAGAUUUUCCAAAGGCAAUUUAUAUUCACUCCUGCAUUGGAGUUUUCGACGGAUAUCUUCUCCUGGGAGGGGAAUACAAACAAAAUCAUAAAUAUUACAGUUCAAAAGAUGUUUAUCUACUUCGUGACUCAAGAUGGACUGUGGUUGGCAAACUAAAUAAAUAUCAUUUUUACUCUUCUGCAACGCGAAUUGGAAAUACGAUUUAUCUUGUGAGCGGCAAAAAAGAACCUUACGCCGUGGAAAAACUAGAAUGGGAUGAAGAAAAAAUAUCCUCGGCAAAAGUCGUCAACAACCACUCAAACGAAUUUUAUCGCCCGAUAAUAUUCCCUGUCGAUGAAUUUUACUGUACAUAA
Messenger RNA from Oikopleura dioica, 1521 nucleotides. Lineage: Eukaryota; Metazoa; Chordata; Appendicularia; Copelata; Oikopleuridae. The record is from the annotation of a GenBank genome assembly.